This is a messenger RNA of Ostertagia ostertagi, 669 nucleotides long. NCBI's taxonomy places the organism in Eukaryota, Metazoa, Nematoda, Chromadorea, Rhabditida, Trichostrongylidae. The record is from the annotation of a GenBank genome assembly.
AUGCAGCUCAUUCGUUACUCGACAAUUUCUGAUCCAUGUGGCAUCGGACUUCCGUCGGCGAUAUGCUUCUCCUUGAGAUUUCCGGCAACAGCAUGCAUGGUCUCAUUCGCAGCACUACAGGUAGCUAUGGUGACUGAACGAGCUAUUGCAAUAUGGCAAAGUACUCGAUAUGAUUCGUGCAGCUCAAGAAUUGGUUUAGCCUUUAUAUCCUUAUCGGUCAUUAUCUCUGUAGCUGCUACUGCGUGGGCAAUGGAGGAUGAAGACUUCUCUGCACGGUAUGCGUAUUGCUCAGCCGCCACACCGAGCACCAUAAAUAGGAUACAAUUUCUAUGCUUUAUUCUCUGUGCAAUUGAUGUGUCAACAAUUGGUGGCAUUGUCGCACUUUUCGCAUUCAACAACGUCGCCAUCAAGCGCAGGACCUUCGAUCUACGGUCAUCAUAUCAGCUUCACGAAAAUGCUGUUGUUAUAAGACUAAUGCUCCCCUUGACGCUCUUCCAAACCAUCACUUUCGGAAUAUUCUCGUCAAGUAGUGCAAUUAUUGCAAUGUUUCGAGAGAACUUCUCGCCAGUCGCUUAUCGUAUAAUGUUUGCUUCUUGCUACGUGAGUUCUAUGGCUCCACUGAGUUUUCAAGAUUCAGCAAUCGCAAGAUCAGCUAUUCUUCCACCUUGA